AUGGCGGUCUGCAAGUCGGAAUUAGAGGUCGACUUCGGCAGAGAUGGCGAACAUGAAGAUCGCUCGUUGAAACAGAGGCCAAGAUCACUCUCUGGAAUAGAGAACAAGAUCCGGUGGACGAAGACUCCAGAUCGAUGGUCGAAGACCAAGAUUGUUAAGCAUAUGAGGUUGUGGCUAUUUGAGUGCAAAGAACCAAGCCAUGAAGCCUUCACCUUGGGGCUGGCUGCAGCCGCCCUUCUGGUUCUGGCCCAUGUUCUUGCCAGCUUGAUUGGUGGGUGCAGUUUCUGCACUCAAGAAGACAUCCAAAAGGCUUCCCCUAGCAGGCAAUGCUCCCUGCUUUGCCUCCUCCUCACUUGGGUUGUAUUGGGCGUCGGAUUGGGGUUGCUGGUGAUUGGGACCCUGUCAAACAACAAGUCGAGAGCAAGCUGUGGCUUAACACACCAUCACUAUUUGUCCCUUGGUGGCAGUCUGUGUUUUGUCCAUGCAGGGUUUUCUGUUGGGUAUUACGUUAUUGCCACUGCCUCACCCACCGAGUAA
Messenger RNA from Diospyros lotus (date-plum), 537 nucleotides. RefSeq names its product protein VASCULATURE COMPLEXITY AND CONNECTIVITY-like. The transcript is spliced from 3 exons. NCBI's taxonomy places the organism in Eukaryota, Viridiplantae, Streptophyta, Magnoliopsida, Ericales, Ebenaceae. The coding region runs from base 1 to 537 and encodes 178 amino acids. The record is from RefSeq and is a predicted model, not a curated record.